AUGUUACCUGCGUUGCGCACCAGGUCUCAUUUUGACAUGCAACACAACGACGCUGCACAACCUUUCGAAUACAAUGAUGAUGACUACUUCCGGGAGGUGUUACAAUUGGAGGGGCAGGAGCAGACGGAAACACUUUUCGAUGAUAUAUUGAACAAAGAGGCAGAAAAGUUGGGAAUUUCGAUAGCGGGACCUUCCGCAGAUGAGAGGAACGAUAAUUCUCCAUGCGAAUCUCCUUUUUCUCAUUUGCAUCAUACACAUACAGCCUCGUCAAUAUCUCAAGAUAGCGAUUCUACAGGGCUAACAUCGAGAUCAUCGAAUGAACAGUUGGACUUUUCAUCAAUACCACAACCAUGGAAACGACCUGCUGCGAAGAGAAGUUUAUCAUUUCAUGGCUACGAAAAAUAUGUAAAGCAAAUCGAUGCUCAAACUGCGAUUCCAUUACCUCCACCGAUACCUGUCAGUUCUCCCGAGCCGGCACCAUCCCUUUUUUCCAUAUCCUCGAGACGCUCUUAUGCCAGCCUCAAAAAUGGAAUUAAGAUUCGGUUCCGUCGAAAGGGAAAAACAUCUGGGGAACAAUUGAUCUCCUGUAUCUGUUGUCGAGAAGAGUUUAAACUUGCUACCACCCUGCGUACACUUCCAUGUGCUCAUAAUUAUUGCGAAAGCUGUCUUCGAGUUUUGGCCAUACAAGGUUGUACGGAAGAAUCGAAGAUGCCCCCCAGAUGCUGUAGCCAAGCUAUACCCGGAAAUAUAAUCAAAUCGGUUUUAAACAAGGAUGAGCAGAGUCAAUUCAUGAAAAGUGUUGUGCAAUUCAGUACACCAUGGGAAUCGAGAAUUUUCUGUGCAAAUACUGCUUGUGGUGAAUUUAUUCCAACACUUGGCAAGAUUGAUCCCAAACAACCAUUCGAGGUGGAUUGUCGACGUUGUGGAGAUAAGGCUUGUUCCAUCUGCAAGCGUGCUGCGCAUUCGGUUGGCCAAGAUUGCCCUGAAGAUUAUGAAUUAGAAGCUGUUUUAAGAAUGGCCAAGAGUGCGGGAUGGCGUCGCUGUUACAAAUGUCGAACUUUGGUGGAAUUAUCUCAAGGUUGCAGUCAUAUCACUUGCCGAUGCAAAGCACAAUUUUGUUACAUAUGUGGUGCUGUUUGGGAUCCCUCGGUUGGUUGCCCAAAUUAUUGUAAUGGUGAGGAAAUGCUUGAACGUCGGCGUCUCGAAGAAGAGCAGCGGAUCGCGGAAGAGGAAAAGGCAAAGUUAGCCAAGGAGGAGGCAGAGAAGGCGGAAGAGGAGGAACGCGCAGCGGCCGAAGAACGAACCCGAAAGAAUGGCACAUUAAAUGCACUUCUGGCUUGUCAAAUUGAUGAAAGAGAUCGCUUCUGCGCCUUCGAGAGGAAGAUGAAAUGGAUCAUGUGGACACGGCAUGGUCGAGCCAAAAUUGACAUUCUGGAUCGCUAUGGUGAGCUCUCAACAAAAAUGAAAGAACGUCAUCAAAGAACUUCAACACACUUAGAAGAUCGGCAAGUUGCUGCUGAGAUGGAGCUGAGAACGACCUUAAAACAAAGUGAAAGAAGUGUACAAAUUCGUUUAAAGCACAUGGAAGCUUAUUGCAAUGGGCUUGGUAGAAGCUCCGGUGGUCAUGAUAUACAAAGAAUCGUUACCGAGAAAGAUCUCAGAGAGCUCGGGCAGCAAUAUAACAUCAGGGAUGAUCUAGGCCGUUUACACCAAAGCAGGAUCAACGUCAUGCGAGACAAGCAAGCGAAGCAAAUGGAAAAUUUAAUCGUUCGCCAAGAAGAGGAGCUUGAGAAUCUGGCACUCAAACAGAAUCAAGAGUUAGAGUCUCUGGAGGAGAUGCAUAGCAGAGAAGAAGAAGGCAUAAUUGCAUUGUUCAUAGAGAGAAAAUCACGGCUCAUCUGGAGGUGGAAUCUGAGCGAGCAGGUGAAAAGAAAGAAGCUCGCUGAUAUGACUGGCGUCCAAUUCGCGCCCAUGGCUCCGGUUCCAUGGCCACAACCCAGGAGGUCUCCAGCACUCGGUCUAGAGUCAGUUUUCGAGUGA
This is a messenger RNA of Sclerotinia borealis F-4128, 2040 nucleotides long. The record is from the annotation of a GenBank genome assembly. Lineage: Eukaryota; Fungi; Ascomycota; Leotiomycetes; Helotiales; Sclerotiniaceae.